AUGUCUAUCCCUAUAUCCACAGAUAUAGCUUCUAGGUACCCCUAUCCUAUCAACGGCGGAGAAUCAGCGAGUCCGAAUCCGGGAUUCCCGGCUCAGGUAUCCCCAUACACCCCUUCGAAUGGGUACUCGCCUGCUUCGGGGGGUGUAGGGGGUCCACUGCGACCUCCUCCAGCGUAUGGUGUCACAGGCGUCCGGAGUCCAUUGGGCUCGGCGUACGGUCCGUCAGGCGCGUCCGCGAGCGGCUUUCCCUCGGCCUUUGGCGGUCCAUCAACGCCAACUACGGGCUCAACAUCCUUCCCUACCCCUUCUUCCUUCCCUUCGGUCCCGAACCGACCAACCCUUCCAAGAUCCAAUGGCGGCACGCCUAUCCAGGUGUCACGCCCCUCGACGCCGGGCUCCUUUCCAGGCCAGAUCAACGCUGUCCCUGGUCCAUCGUCAAUUCCAACGAGCAUCAGGGAGCCAAUGAGGCGGAAACGAAAGUGGGACGCGCAGGGGUACACGAGGGAAGAGCAGGAACAUCUCGAGCAGCGUAGCACUGAACUGCACCUAUCCCUCCUCCUGGACCAGGAAGAAGCGACCAACCCCUCCCCGGCCCGGUUCACAUCCUACGAAGAUAUGGUGAACCGCUUAUUACCCUGGCAUGUCUGGCAGAUACACGACGAAGAGUUGGCGGAUGGAAGUAAGGAGAAUGCACAAGCGGUAGAGGAGCGGGAGAAGGUAGAAGCGGGGAUACUGGUUGGGCGGAUACGGAAGAUCAAUGAGCGGUUUCAGAGCGCAAGGCGGAGAGAGGGAAGUGCAAAUCGCAGAUCCUUCGAUAUGGUCUCCCUGAUCAAUAUGACGAAAGACUCGGCCGAGGAGAUGCGGACCGAGCUCGCCCCGCAUCAGGCCCGACUGCAGGGGCUCGAGUCUGCCUGGAAGGGACAUCAGGAUGCCAUCAGGCGGGCGGAGGCGGAACGGAAGCGCAUCAGGGAUGAGGAAGAGCGGAGGAAGCAAAAGGCGAUUGAUGAUGCGCGGAGAGCCAAGGAGGCUGCCGACGCCAAGGUGGCAAGGGAGGCGAGGGAGGCUGCAGAGAGGAAGGUGGCUGAGGAGCGGAGAGAGGCUGCUGCUGCUGCUGCUGCAAAAGCGGCGGCGGAGAAGGAGAAGGCGAAAGCAGUUACGCCGGCCAAAUCGCCAGCAGCAGAAGCGGCGGGAUCUGGGACGAGGGGGACGCCGAGAGGGCGCGGGAGACCGAGAGGAAGGGGAACCGCGCGAGGCGGGGCACCAUCCCUGCGAGAGACGGUCCUCACUCAACAUUCGACAAGUACGCCUACGUCGCCUGCACCCCUUACGCCCUCGGCCAAGGCUGCAUCUCCAUCCGCACCCUCCACGCCUGCCCCUCUCGCGCCUACUACCCCCGGCGCUGGUCCCUCCAAGCCUUCCACACCCAAUGGCAUCUCCACACCUGGCACGGCUGCAGGCACGCCUCGACCUCCCGGCCCAGCGGGCGUAGCCAACGCCCAGAAACCAGGUCAACCCCCCAUAACCCUCGUCAUGAAGAUCCACGCUAUCCCGCAAUUGAUACGCCUCGGUCUCGUCGCCAUGCCUCGUCCGCCUGUACCGCCAGGCGGUGUACCUCAUCCCCCUCAACCACUGUUCCCAGCGGUCAUCAAGGGACCGGUACCUGGCGCAUCCACGGGGGAUAUCUAUAUCCAAGUACAACUCUCCCUUUGCUCCGCGGCGCAAUUGCAGGGUUUAGCCAAGGCGUUGAAUAUCGCAGUCCCCGAGUCGAAGCAAGGGGCCGGCACGCCCAAUGCCGGAGCCACCGCGCCGGCGGCCGGUAUUGUUCCAAGACCGCCUAUGGCAGGCUCGACCGCCACUCCAGCGUCAGCUGCGGCCCCGAUCGUCCCUGCUCCUGUACCGGCUUCGGCUCCAACGGCGGCUCCUGUACAGGCGGUAUUCGGAUCUGCACCUCCGCCGUCGACAUGA
This is a messenger RNA of Dioszegia hungarica, 1965 nucleotides long. RefSeq lists its product as uncharacterized. Lineage: Eukaryota; Fungi; Basidiomycota; Tremellomycetes; Tremellales; Bulleribasidiaceae. Bases 1 to 1965 code for a protein of 654 amino acids. The transcript has 4 exons. The record is from RefSeq and is a predicted model, not a curated record.